Molecule: messenger RNA, 1099 nt
Organism: Aureobasidium vineae
Lineage: Eukaryota; Fungi; Ascomycota; Dothideomycetes; Dothideales; Saccotheciaceae
Source: the annotation of a GenBank genome assembly
CUUAUUCCAAGUCCCCAAAUCAACAAUGGUUUCCGUAGACCAUUAUACAUUUCUCAAGCCGCUCAAGCAAUCUGGUGUGCUUGGGCAAUUCAAGUACGAGGAUACCACUCCUACCAUUGGUCGAGAGUUUCUGGAUGUCAACAUUGUUGAUGACCUUUUGAAUGCACCUAACGCAGAUGAGCUUGUUCGAGACCUUGCCAUCACUAUCUCGGAGCGUGGAGUUGUCUUCUUCCGCAAGCAAGACAACCUUACCAACACCCUACAGAAGCAUUUAAACCAUAAGCUGGGUCAGUUGUCCGGCAAGCCAUCUACAUCGACUCUGCAUAUCCAUCCCAUUCUCAACAACAGCAGCGAGUUUGGUGUCGAUGAUGCUGAGAUCAGUACCAUCAGCUCAUUGCAAAGAAAAGCUCUCUUCAGAGAGGGUGAAACACGUAACAAGCGCCGUUAUGAUGCUGCUCAGUGGCAUUCAGACAUCCAGUUCGAGCCUGUACCAGCCGACUACACCUCGCUACGUCUGACCCAGCUUCCAAAGUCUGGCGGUGACACUGUCUGGGCAUCUGGAUACGAGAUCUACGAUCGCUUUUCGCCAGCCUAUCAGAAAUUCUUCGAAGGUCUGACAGCCACAUUCUCUGGUGAUGGAUUCAUCAAGGCUGCAGCUGCCAACCCGGACAAGGUCAAGAUUUACGAAAAAGAGCGCGGUAGUCCUUUGAACGUGGGUAAAGAGCUCACAGCCGUACACCCGGUUGUCAGAACAAACCCUGUCACUGGUUGGAAGAGUAUCUUUGCCGUUGGUCCCUUCCCAAAGUUCAUCAACGAAUUGAACGCAGAUGAAUCAGAGGAGCUGCUGAAGAAGUUCCGUGCAACUAUCACAGAGAACCACGAUCUCCAANCAAUUUGGGACAACCGUAGUGCUUUCCACAGUGCCACGUUCGAUUAUGAAGGACUGGGUGAGAGAUUUGGUAACCGCGCUGUCGGCAUCGGCGAGGUACCUUAUUUAGACCCAAACAGUCAAUCUAGGACGGAAGCUCUGGCCAAGGACCAUCAGGAUAAAGAGACAGUAUUGGAAGGAAAGACUGAGAAGUCGGAGACUCUGUCUGCC